Molecule: messenger RNA, 2490 nt
Organism: Castor canadensis (American beaver)
Lineage: Eukaryota; Metazoa; Chordata; Mammalia; Rodentia; Castoridae
Gene: Sc5d
Product: sterol-C5-desaturase
Biological process (GO): lipid biosynthetic process
Molecular function (GO): iron ion binding; oxidoreductase activity
Source: RefSeq, a predicted model, not a curated record
CGCUCGGUGCGUAGGCUCGGUUCCGCUCCUCCGGGCAGAGCCCGCUUGCGGACUCCAGCCUGCCUGGGCAGUGGCAGGCGUCAGGAGGAGCGUUGGCGGCCCUUCUCCAGGUUCAAUCCUCGAACUCACUUGAUGACAAAUCCUGACUCCGAGUGUGUUUUGGUGCACAUAUCAGGGCUACGAUGGACCUUGUUCUCAGUGCUGCGGAUCAUUAUUUCUUCACCCCCUAUGUGUAUCCAGCCACGUGGCCUGAGGAUGACAUCUUCCGGCAGACUAUUAGUCUCCUGGUUGUAACAAAUCUUGGUGCUUAUAUCCUUUAUUUUUUCUUUGCAACACUGAGCUAUUAUUUUGUCUUUGAUCAUUCAUUAAUGAAACAUCCACAGUUUUUAAAGAAUCAAGUUUCCCGAGAGAUUAAGUACACAGUCUGGUCGUUGCCCUGGAUGAGUAUUCCUACCGUCUCACUGUUCCUGCUGGAGUUGAGAGGUUUCAGCAAACUGUAUGACAACAUAGGAGAGUUUCCCUAUGGCUGGUUUCACCUGAUCAUUAGUGUAAUAUCCUUCCUCUUCUUCACUGACAUGCUGAUCUACUUUAUUCACAGAGGCCUGCAUCAUCGAGUUUUAUACAAGCACAUACAUAAACCUCAUCACAUCUGGAAGAUUCCCACUCCAUUUGCAAGUCAUGCUUUUCACCCUGUGGAUGGCUUCGUGCAGAGUCUGCCUUACCAUAUAUACCCUUUUGUCUUUCCAUUACACAAGGUGGUUUACUUAGGCUUGUAUGUCUUGGUUAAUAUCUGGACGAUUUCCAUUCAUGAUGGUGAUUUUCGUGUCCCCCAGAUCUUAAAGCCUUUUAUUAAUGGCUCUGCUCAUCAUACAGACCAUCACAUGUUCUUUGACUAUAACUAUGGACAGUACUUCACGUUGUGGGAUAGAAUCGGAGGCUCAUUCAAAAAUCCUUCCUCCUUUGAGGGGACAGGACCACUUAAUUACGUGAAGAAGAUGACAGAAGAAAAAUCCAAAAGCCCUGCAGAAAAUGGCUGUAAAAAUGAAAAAUUAUGCAAUGGAGGCUUUUCAAAGACUGAGUAAAUAUUGCCCAAUUAUCUUAAAUAUUUUUAGUAAGGAAAAAUAAUCUACACACAGCCAAGAUACAUAGCAAGUAAAUGGUAUCAUUUAAAAAUCAGCAUUGCGUGCCCUUCUGGUGAGUGACCAUAAUGGUAGAUCAAGGGAAGAUGCUGUGAGCACCAAGAUUUUACUCUCAUGCUUAAAAUGCCAGGCAUUGAUCCAAGAGACAACUUGAGUCUUCCAGCCAGCAGAUCUGUUGUUUGUACAGCCUCAACAACAAUUUUCAGUAAGAUAGGGAAUAAACUACUGAGGGGACUAGGCUAUGUACUUUUGCCUUAAUCCACCCACAUUCAUUAAGAGAAAGUCAUCGUGCUUAACAAUACCAAGACUAAGCACCAUAACUGAGAAAUACUAACGUAAAGAUGGCUGACUCCUUGUUUUCAGAAUGAUUAAUUAUUGAGUGUUGGUAUGGUAAUGACCACUUAUAGGACUUUGUUCAAAUGGAAGCAUCAGUAUGAAAAAACCCCCAAAACUCUGAUAUAUUAGAAUCUAUGUCAGUGACUUACUAAAUAGCAGGUGUGAUAAAAUUACCAUCUUCCUAUACAUAGGCACCUUAUUCUCUGGGGACAUUGUCAAAUAGUCCAUCUUACUGAUGAAUAAAUAAGUUGGAAUUUUUAAACACCAGUUCUACCAUGCUGUAAUCCAGGUAUGAGAUUAUUUGACUUAAGGUAUUGAUGGUUAUCAUUUAAAACCAUUAUUUAAUAAGCAUAAAAAUGUGAAUCUGAAUAUUGUUAGGGAAAUGUGAUGCCUAAAUAAUAAACUUGGCAUUACUCAUUUUUAAUUAAAUUGAUGCACUGCACUUUUGAUAUAUUUCCAAGUUACAAACCUGACGUUUUUUAUAAGGAAAAUAAUUGCCAAAUAUGCCUGUUUCUGAAUACUUGUUUUAAAAUCUCAUUCUCUUGUUCUCAUCACUUUUCCCCACUGCCUCUGCAAAAAAAGACUUAGCAGAUACUUUGAUAAAGAAAUGUUGUGUGUUGUAACAUAAAUAUAUUGGGAAGAAACAUGGUCUGAAAGGUUAUUCUGUUGUGUAAAAAUCAAUAAAAGUUGAUUAUGACUGCUAUUAAAUUCUAUUAGUUAAAUGUUGCAAUAGCGCAAAAUAUUCUUCACGCGAAGUUGUAUCAACUUGAAACCACAGAGGUGGUGUGGUUUAUUAAAACUCAGCAGUGUCUAGGGAAGGGGGAAAGGCUGUCACAUCCUUAUUGGAUUGAGUAUUUCAGCAAGACACCACUGGUAAAACUUAAUGCCUGGGAUCCAGAAGAAAGCUUUUUCUAUUGUUUAAAUGCUGUCUUAGUUUAUCAGUUAGUAUUUUAUAAUGGGCAAAUGGAGCUGAGUACGUUUCACUAAUCUCACCAUCAUAGUGCUCCACUUUGCC